This is a messenger RNA of Notodromas monacha, 1699 nucleotides long. Lineage: Eukaryota; Metazoa; Arthropoda; Ostracoda; Podocopida; Cyprididae. The record is from the annotation of a GenBank genome assembly.
AUGAGUUGCCGUGUGUACAUCGGUGGUAUUCACCAAAAAACGCGCGAACGCGACGUGGAAAAAUUCUUUUAUCGUUAUGGGCGCCUUCGUGAAGUUUUAUUGAAGAACGGUUACGGAUUUGUGGAAUUUGAAGAUGAACGCGAUGCCGAGGACGCCUGUCAUGAUAUGGACGGGAAAGAAUUGCUUGGAGAAAGAUUGCGCGUUGAGAUGGCAAGAGGCGGUAAAUCACGUCGCGAUCGAGAUUUCAGAAGUUCUCGUCGUGCGGAACCGCGCCGAGGCCGUGAAAGUCGACGUCGGAGCGAAAAGUAAGCGCAGCUCCUCCUUCACUUCUUGACAAAAAGUGGAAUAACCUAACGGUUGUGGAAAAAAAAAGAACGCUGAGUGUGACAUUGCUUGACCACAAUGUGACGACAAUUUGUGCUGUGAUGAUUUCCAGCGGAUUGUCCGUGGAUUCGAGCCCUUUUCUUAUGGCGAUCCGAUUAGUACUUGGGGGCCCGUGCCGCGUUUGAAUGUGAUGAUGAUGGGUUGGCGCUUCGAGGCCCUGGCCGGCAGUCCCGGCUCGCUAAAUGAUGUAGAAGUAAAUCCCCGACGAAACGAAUCCGGCCAUCCGAGGUUUGCGAGCGACUCGACUCCGCUCGCCUUUUUCUUUCCGAUUGCUGACCUGCUUUUUCACUCUCUCCUGGGGCUUGUAGUAAGUUCGAACAAGGCCAUGGUUUGACGUGUCACGACCGGCUCACGGUCCAGUGUAACGACUUUCAGGGUUCGUUUUGAUUCUUUCUGUGACAUUAAUUGGUUUCCGGGUUCAUGCAACGGAUGGCUCCGUAUGUGACGGGACACGUCUUAAAAUAUUUCCGGCGUGUAAUGAAAUAUGCCAUGAAUGAUAUGUCCCGUGCGAAGUGCAAUACGGGACGUGUGUCCUGUUGCCGAGUCGGUAACUCUCGAGGAGAUUGGAGUUAGGGUCUAUUUGUCUUCCGUGUUACACCAAGAAACGUACGCCCCUGGAGGAUGGAUAUUUUUUUCUGGCAUCGUUCUGAAUGUUAUGUUGUAUUUUUGUUGGAUGAAGGUACGGACCACCCACACGCACCGAAUGGCGUUUGUAUGUGGAUAAUUUGAGCAGUUCUACUAGCUGGCAGGACUUGAAAGAUAUCAUGCGUCGUGGUGGAGAAGUCACGUUUGCCGACAAGCACGGAGCUCGCGAAGGAGUCGUUGAAUUUGCGACCCGGGGUGAAAUGAAGAACGCACUUAGGAAAUGCGAUGGUAUGGAGGUUGCUGGGCGUAAAAUUCGUGUCAAGGAGGACAGAAGAUCCAGAUCCCGGUCCCGAACAAGGUCCAGGUCGCGAUCGGUCACGCGUUCUCGCUCUCGAGAUUCCCGUUCUCGGUCCAGGUCUCGCUCGAGGUCCCCGCCUCCAAAGGAGAAGAGAGUCAAGCGCGAACCCAGUAACGAGAAGAUGGAUGUGAAGGAAGAGCCGCGCAAGUCUGCGUCCAAGUCGAAAUCCAGGUCCAAGUCGAGAUCCAAGACUCGUUCGCCAUCUCGCAGUCGUUCGCGUUCAGCGUCCCGCUCCGUGUCUGGUUCGCGUUCUCGCUCCAGGUCGCGUUCUUGAGCCUCUCAAAACGUUAUUAAAAAAAUAUGAGAAAAGAAACCCACUCACACCCGGGAUGGCAUCGGUUUUUAUGUUGUUUUUUUUUUUUUUUUUUGUUU